Messenger RNA from Saccharomycopsis crataegensis, 3933 nucleotides. It is a transcript of the gene OXP1, whose product is annotated as 5-oxoprolinase. NCBI's taxonomy places the organism in Eukaryota, Fungi, Ascomycota, Saccharomycetes, Ascoideales, Saccharomycopsidaceae. Gene Ontology annotation, cellular component: cytosol. The transcript has 2 exons. The record is from RefSeq and is a predicted model, not a curated record. Gene Ontology annotation, molecular function: 5-oxoprolinase (ATP-hydrolyzing) activity. Gene Ontology annotation, biological process: glutathione metabolic process. Bases 1 to 3933 code for a protein of 1310 amino acids.
AUGGAAGGAGGAAUAGAAAUCGCCAUCGACCGUGGAGGAACGUUCACAGAUGUGGUGUCCUUCAUUCCUGGCAAACCUGACUAUAUUUUCAAAUUAUUGUCUGUGGAUCCCCUGAAUUAUGAAGACGCCAACAUUGAAGGUAUCCGAAGAGUGUUGGAAUACGCUACUGGUGCCCCAAUUCCUAGGAAUCAAUCGUUGGAUAUAUCGCUGGUGAAGUCUUUGAAGCUCGGGACCACAGUGGCAACCAACGCCUUGCUUGAGAGAAAAGGGGAGCGGUGUGUUUUUGUCACCACCAAGGGGUUUAAAGACUCCUUGAUUAUUGGAGACCAAACUAGACCAGAUAUUUUCCAGUUGAACAUUAAGCGGCCUAGUGUGAUUUACGAAAAAGUUGUGGAAGUGAAUGAGCGUGUAACUUUAGAAGAUUAUGUGGAGGGCCCGCAACAAGAAGUCACCAAGGUCGGUAACAAUGACAAAUUAGUGAAAGGAGUGACUGGUGAGACUGUCCGAAUUUUGACUAAACCAAACAUCAAAGAGGUUGAGACAAUGUUAAAAUUGAUUUACAAUCAAGGGAUCAAAUCAAUUGCCAUUUGUUUACUUCAUUCAUAUGCCUUUCCAGUGCAUGAAAUUAUCAUUGGGAAAAUUGCCAGUGAAAUUGGAUUCACUCAUAUUUCCUUAUCUCACGAAUUAUCUCCCAUGAUAAAGUACAUUCCUAGAGCCAAUUCGUCAGUGGUAGAUGCAUAUUUGACUCCCGAAAUCAAAAAGUACUUGGAUAGUUUCAAGGAAGGUUUGAAGGAUGGAAUUCAAUCAUUAGCAGCUGAAAAAUUCACUGGAGUAAAAUGUCAAUUUAUGAAAUCCGAUGGUGGAUUGAUUGAAUCAUCAAAAUUCUCUGGUCUCAAAGCAAUUUUGUCUGGUCCAGCUGGCGGGAUAGUUGGAUUAGCCAAAACAUGUUAUGACACCAAACGAAAGAUUCCAUUGAUUUCAAUUGAUGUUGGCGGUACCUCUACUGAUAUAUCAAGAUUUUCUGGGAAAUUUGACCAAGUCUUAGAGACCACCACCGCUGGAAUCACUAUCCAAUCUCCACAAUUGAAUAUUAAUACCAUCGCUGCAGGCGGUGGCUCAAGAUUAUUCUAUCAAAAUGGAUUAAUGAGAGUGGGGCCUGAAUCUGCUGGGGCGCAUCCAGGACCGGUGUGUUACAAAAAAGGUGGGUUUCUCACGAUAACUGAUGCUAAUUUGAUAUUAAAUCGAUUAAUUCCUGAAUUUUUCCCAAAAAUAUUUGGUUCUGAGGAGAACGAGUCACUUGAUCCCAGUGCUGCUUUGCUUGCUUUUCGGAAACUAACCAGAAAUAUCAAUGAUGAGUCGGGGCAAAAAUUAACAAUUGAGCAAGUUGCUGAGGGAUUCUUGAAUGUGGCCAAUGAAUCAAUGGCAGGGCCAAUUAGAAAUUUAACAGAAUCCAAGGGGCAUUUAUUGACGAGUCACAGACUAGUUUCCUUUGGUGGAGGUGGUGGCCAGUGCUGUUGUUUUGUGGCAUUUGAUACCCUUGGAAUUGAUACUGUACUAAUUCAUAAAUAUUCAUCAGUACUAUCUGCUUAUGGUAUGGCUUUGGCAGAUGUGGUGGAGGAAGUCCAAGAGCCUGCCUCGCUUGUUUUAAAUGAGCUGAACUCAGCAAAGAUUGAAGAAGCCUUCUCAAGGUUAUGUUCUCGUGCCGCCAGUAACUUGAGAGCUCAAGGCAUUGAGAGCGAUAGAAUAGUAUUUGAGAGAUAUUUGAAUAUGAAGUACAAAGGCACUGAAUCUCCACUAAUGACCAGCGCGGAUUCUUUCCAAAUCCAGCACCAUGUCAUUACAUUCACCAACUUACAUUUGGAUCAGUUUGGAUUUAGGUUUGAGGAAAAAGAUAUCAUAAUUGAUGAUAUUCGGGUGCGAGCCAUUGGCAAAUCCUGUGACGUCGCACCAGUAGCUAUUGAUGAUGAAUUGGAAACAUUAAUAGCCUCAAAUAGGAUCAUUCAUCAAGAUACCAUAACCCCGACACUUUUUAGAAAAGUUUACAUUGAUGGAAAGUUUGUGGAGACUCCUGUUUAUAAAUUGGAAGAUCUUGAGAUUGGUACUCAGCUUUUUGGUCCUGCCAUCGUUGUUGAUGGAACUCAGACCAAUGUUAUACCAAUCAAUGCCUAUUUAUUUGUUUUGAGGUCUCUCCUAUUUAUCAAAAGGUUAGAUCAUCAGACGCAAACCACUUCGCUUGAAACCCAAAAUAAUUUUCUGUUACCACCAGACCAAAUACCUAUUGAUCCUGUUUUACUUUCAAUUUUAGGUCAUAGGUUCGUGGACAUUUCUGAACAGAUGGGGCACUCUCUUCAGAAAACAGCCGUCAGCACUAACGUAAAAGAGCGACUAGAUUUUAGUUGUGCCCUCUUUGAUUCGCAAGCUAAUUUGGUUGCUAGUGCGCCCCAUAUUCCAGUACAUUUGGGUAGCAUGAGUACGUUUGUGAGAUAUCAAUCUGCCAAAUGGAAAGGAAAAUUAAAGCCAGGAGAUGUGAUUGUGGGGAACCACCCAAUAUGUGGCACACACUUACCUGAUAUCACUGUUAUGACACCUGUAUUUUAUGGUGAUGGUCAAAUCAUUUUCUACUUGGCCAGUAGGGCUCAUCAUAGUGAUAUAGGCUCAAUAUUGCCGGGAAGCAUGCCACCGAAUAGUAGAGAGCUUUGGCAAGAAGGAGCAAUCAUCCACUCAGAAUUGUUAAUCAGGGAUGGCAUAUUCCAGACACAAAGAAUGAUAGAAUUGUUAUUUAAUGAGCCUGGGAAAUAUCCUGGAUGCUCAGGGACAAGAAAGUUGAGUGAUAAUUUGAGCGAUUUAAAAGCCCAAGCAGCUGCUAAUCAAAAAGGCUGGAGAUUAUUGACACAGUUGGUUAAAGAUUUUGGAUUGAAUGUGGUGUUGGCGUACAUGGAAGCUAUUCAAUCUAACUCCGCAGCCACGGUGCGCAGAUUGUUGAAGAGAAUUACUGCCACCACGACUUCCCCUCUGAAUACUAAGCCUAAUAUUCUACAAUCAGAAGAUUUUAUGGAUGAUGGAUCUUCUAUAAAACUCAAGAUCACUAUUGAUGCUAAUUCCAAUAGUGCCACCCUAGAUUUCACUGGCACCAGUCCUGAAAUGUACAGUAACAUGAAUGCUCCUAAGGCUAUCACUUACUCCGCUAUCAUAUAUUGCCUUCGAUGUUUGGUGGAUGAAGAUAUUCCCCUCAAUGAAGGGUUUCUUAGGCCAUUUGAUAUAAUUAUUCCGGAUGACUGCUUCUUAUCUCCAUCUGAAGGAGCGGCGGUAGUGGCCGGUAAUGUGUUGACAUCUCAAAGGAUUACUGAUGUUAUCUUCAAAGCUUUUGGUACUAUGGCGGAUUCUCAAGGCUGUACGAACAAUUUUACCUUUGGUAUUGGUGGGCAAGAUAGUGAUGGUAAGCAUAGCAAUGGAUUUGGAUAUUAUGAAACAAUUGCUGGCGGGCAUGGAGCAGGAAAGUUUUGGAAUGGGGUCGAUGCAGUACAUACCAAUAUGACUAAUACAAAGAUGACGGAUGUCGAAGUGCUUGAAAAACGUUAUCCUGUGAUUCUCAGGGAGUUCAGUAUUCGGAAAGAGUCAGGAGGAAAAGGACAGUAUUGUGGUGGUAAUGGGGCAAUUCGUGACAUGGAGUUCCGAAUUCCAUUGAUAGCGUCAAUUCUCAGUGAGAGACGAGUAAUUAGCCCUCAUGGUAUCAAUGGUGGUGAAUAUGGAUCCAGAGGGAUAAAUUUAUGGAGAAGACAAAUCUUUAAAGAUGGUGAAUUGAAAGCAUUGAGAGUAGUCAAUAUCGGUGGAAAGAAUAGUGUACUGGUGAAUGCUGGAGAUAGAAUUAUUCUCAUGACUCCUGGGGGUGGGGGGUAUGGUAGAAAAAGCAAUAAUGUAUUGGGAAGACCAUAA